Molecule: messenger RNA, 781 nt
Organism: Baudoinia panamericana UAMH 10762
Lineage: Eukaryota; Fungi; Ascomycota; Dothideomycetes; Mycosphaerellales; Teratosphaeriaceae
Exons: 1
Coding region: 254-658 (134 amino acids)
Source: RefSeq, a predicted model, not a curated record
CGCCGCUUAAAUCUUUGCAUGCUUGCGGUUCACAUGCACAGAUCUUGCUGCAUAUCCUGGGCGGGCAUGGCGCGUGGGACGAAUGGGCUGGGCGUCGGCGCAGCAUUGCUGGAGGAGCUUCUUCGCGAGGUGCUGCGAUAUACCAUUGGCGCGUGCACCGCAUGUAACAAUACUAGAGGCCGCGAAAAAGGCGAUGGUCGAUGGCGACAGGAUGGUGUUCUGCCGAUCGAGACUUUCAUUGUAACUUACCUAAAUGUACUUGGUACCGCAGCCCCAUAACCGCCAAAACAUUUUACCAGCGUCAAAAAGUCGGAAUGGUGGCGUCUCUUCUGUGCAUAUGUAUACGGCAGAACGGUAUGGCAACUCUGUAGUACGUCCAGGUGAAGGGUCGAAUGCAGAGGGAUACAUGGAGUGGGCGGCACUCGGUUGGGGUUAUUCAUCUCACCGCCGGCGGACACCUAAUUUCUAUGAAGAUCCACCUAAACAUUGCGCGCCUCGCCGGACCGCGUGGGACACUUACAACCAGCCUUUGAUCGGCGCAGAUGUAGUAUUUGAGAGCCAUGACUUGGUAGUUCAGAAGAAUGCGACACACCGAUCCUUUGGCGUGAUUCGUGGUAGGGCUACUUCCCUCGUUAUCUCGUACACGAACUCGGCAUGAUGGCACCACGGAUCACGGCCACCGGACAGGCGUGCUAGACGUUCCGAGUGUUACUAGAUAAUGAGGCAUGUCAGAUAUGUCGGCAAUUUCAAGCACGACCUCUCCGGGCCACAGAAGGUUAUU